Anarrhichthys ocellatus (wolf-eel) is the source of this 6601-nucleotide messenger RNA. RefSeq names its product glypican-6-like. The transcript has 10 exons. The record is from RefSeq and is a predicted model, not a curated record. Gene Ontology annotation, cellular component: plasma membrane; synapse; cell surface. Gene Ontology annotation, biological process: regulation of protein localization to membrane; regulation of signal transduction; cell migration. Lineage: Eukaryota; Metazoa; Chordata; Actinopteri; Perciformes; Anarhichadidae. The coding region runs from base 205 to 2241 and encodes 678 amino acids.
GCGCAUUACCAAGGAGGAUGCGCUAAGGCAGGGGACAGUACGCGCCCCUGGAUGCGAACCAGCUGAAGUCGCAGCCACUCCACUCCAUGUUUUGCCCUGCCCUUGUGCGCUCUGCUCGCCGUGCAGCGUGCGUCUCCGUUGCAUUUCGCUUUCCUCCCACUGACACGAACACAGGGCUGCUGCUGUGUCUGCGGGAGAAGUUGUAUGCACAGAGAGCAGCACCAGGUAGCAACUGUCUUCAGACGGAUCUGUCCAAGCCGGGAGCAGUCGGGCUCGCCGGGGUCUUUUUUCUUCUAUCGCGGUGGAAGAGACGCAGCUUUUUGCAAUGAGGUGGACGUACCAGUAUCUAAAGUGAGGAGUGAUUUUUUUUUUUUUUUACAUUUUUUGUUUGAAUGGACAUCUGACAUCCUGCUCACUGGAGGAAUCCCUCAAACAGCUUAUUUUCUUUUGACAAUCAGUGUGUGUGUGUUUUUUUUAUCUGACGGAGCUCGUAUUUCCCUGCAAACAUUAUCAAGGAUUUCACUGAUGUAUGCGAUGUGGAGACUGCAAGUCGCCUUAUGUACUCUGUCGGUGCUGUCCCUGUCAUCUGCUGCUGAAAGCAAAGCGCGGAGCUGUAGCGAGGCAAGGCAGGCUUAUAACGCUAAAGGAUUCAGCCUCGUCAAUGUGCCUCAUCAGGAAAUAUCAGGUGAGCACCUGCGUGUCUGUCCCCAGGGAUACACCUGCUGCACAGCCGAGAUGGAGGACAAACUCAACCAGGAGAGCAAACUGGAGUUCGAGAACUUGGUCGAUGAGAGCAGCCGCAAUAUGAGGACGACAUUUGUCUCGAGGCAUAAAAAGUUUGACGAGUUUUUCUUGGAGCUGCUGGACAAUUCUGAGAAGUCUCUCAACAGUAUGUUCACAAGGACGUACGGGAAGCUGUACAUGCAGAACUCGGAGGUGUUCCAGGACCUGUUCACUGAGCUAAAGCGCUACUACACAGGGGGCAACGUCAACCUGGAGGAGAUGCUCAAUGACUUCUGGUCCAGGCUGCUAGAGCGCAUGUUCCAGUUACUCAACGCCCAGUACCACUUCACAGACGACUACUUGGAGUGCGUCAGUAAAUACACAGAUCAGCUAAAGCCCUUUGGAGAUGUGCCAAGGAAACUUAAGGCCCAGGUCACCAGGGCCUUCAUCGCUGCCCGGACAUUUGUCCAGGGGCUAAUGGUGGGUCGGGAGGUCGCCAACAGGGUAGCCAAGGUGAAUGUAAUCCCAGCAUGUGUCAGAGCCUUGACCAAGAUGCUGUACUGUCCAUACUGUCGCAGCAUGCCGGGGCUGAAGCCCUGUCACAACUACUGUCACAACGUUAUGAGGGGCUGUUUAGCGAACCAGGCAGACCUAGAUGCUGAAUGGAACCUCUUCAUCGAUGCCAUGUUACUGACGGCAGACAGACUGGAGGGACCCUUCAACAUUGAAGCAGUUGUAGAGCCAGUUGACAUCAAGAUCUCUGAGGCCAUCAUGACCAUGCAGGACAACAGCUUGCAAGUGUCAGCCAAGGUUUUUCAAGGGUGUGGCCAGCCGAAGUCAUCAGGAAUAGGCAGGUCUGCACGCGGCAUCUCAGAUGUGUUCAGUCCUCGUUUCAGACCUUACACCCCCGAAGAGAGGCCAACCACAGCAGCCGGAACCAGCCUGGAUAGACUGAGGGUUGUGUGGAGGACAAUGCAACACAGUGUGAUUGACAUCAAAGAGAAAUUGAAAGAGUCCAAGAAGUUCUGGUCCAACCUGCCAGAUGACAUCUGUGCCAAGGGCAAGCUCACAGAGUCUGACGAGGAUCAGUGCUGGAACAGCCACACGAAGGGCAGAUAUUUCCCUGAAGUGGUGAAGGAGGGUCUAACCAACCAGGUAAACAACCCAGAGGUGGAUGUGGAUAUCACCAGGCCUGACACACUGAUACGACAGCAGAUCAUGGCUCUACGUGUCAUGACCAACAAGCUAAAGAAUGCUUACAAUGGAAAUGACAUCUACUUCCAGGACUCAAGUGACGAGGGCAGUACCUCUGGCAGUGGCAGCGGCUGCUCUGACGGCUGCACAACAGAGUUUGUUUUUGUUGGAACAGAGGCUCCUGUGAUCGGAGCCGACAGAAGUGAUGAACGCGCAGCAGCAGCCGCAGCCGCAGGCAAGUCAUUUUCCCGCGGACCCUCCCUACUGCUGGUGAUGGCCGCCCUCACACUCCCACUCCAGGCAUUGCAGACUCAAUGGAGAUAAUACACGAGUGUGGCCCGAUGACUGACUUUUAUACUAUACGUACAGUAUGUUUAACAGCAAGUUCUACUGCUGUUCCCUCACUGGACAUGUAGAAGCUCUUGGAAACCUGUCGAGAAUGGCUUACUGUGUAGUAUGGUACCGUAGGACUGGAAGUGAGUGCAGUGCUGCAACCUGCUCGUCCCCCAAAGAAUGCUCGGUGCCAUCAUUGAACCAGCUUUCACAUCUCUGAAAAAAAGAAAAUGUGGUGAUUUCUCAUUAUUCUAAAGUGGGUUUUAGAGAACAUACCUCUCUUUGAGAAAGUAAAAAUCAUCUGAUCUGAUUGUUUUUUUCUUUUUUUUUGUAUAAUGGAAUUGUGCAAAUGAGACAACACACAUUUUGCCCUAUUAGUCUCCUCCGCCUCAGACAAAAGUCUUACUGUGUGCAUGUGUGGAAAUGAUGUUAACUGACAAAAAAACAUUGUUUUUAGGUUUUUUGUAUGUAGGCUACACAGUUUUUGGCAUUGGUUGGUACAGGAUUGUGCAGUGCUAGCAGUUCACCUGGUUUCCCGUUUGGUCAGAUCAGUUCAGGAAACAGCAGUUCUUACAGCCACUUUAUAGUUGCACAUUUAAUUAUCUCUAAGAAAGUGCUAAUGUACUGCACUAGGAGAACUACUUUGCACAGAUUAUUUUUGUCGGCUUCAUACGUUUAUAAAGCUAGAGCAAACAUCCACCCCAUAGAGACAGAAAAUCUAUAUUUUCAGAUCAUUUAACUGUAUUGUACUCAUAAACAGUUGCAGUAUGUAUUUCACUGGGGGGUACUGUAAUGUAAUAUUACUGGUUUAGUAGAUGGCUACAUUUUUAUAAAUGUAUUAUCUGUUUUUACAAGUUAUAUCACAUAUAAACAUUAAGCCAUUAUACUACAAUUGCCUGCUAACGAUAUUCAGUUACCGGAUUUACUCAUUUUCGGUUUGGGUACUUAACAUCCGCUUAAACAAUUCAGAUUUCCUUUUUAUUUCUCAGAAUAUAUUAUGGAUAUUAGGUAAUGCUAAUGACAUUGUCGUUUAUUUUCUUGGUCCUCAUGCUUUAAUUAGUUAUGGAAAUGAUUUAUGUAUAUAUUACAUAUAUGUAAGACUACACAUUCUAACCCUACUCAUGAAAGCUCAGCCCUCUGACAGGCUCUACAGGUUUACCCACUCACAUCUUAUGGAGCACCACAAUGAAAUUUGCAUGUUCUUGUUUGGCCAAUCAGAACAGACCCACCACCCUGUCUGGCUGCAAGUUAUACAAGUGGCAAGGUCUUCUUAAAAGGCAUGUACAAAGUCAGCAACACAAAAAGAAGCAAGGUGCUGAGGUCUGACCGUGCUUUUAGAACUAGCGUUACUAUUCAUAACCUUCAUUAUACUCUCAACAGUCAUGUACCUCUAACUUGUUCUGAAAGGAGCAAGGCCAAUAGUUUGCACUCCAAUACAACACCAUGGACAUGACCUCUGGUCACACAAAAAAAGGAGGUUCCAGAAAUGAUGCAGGCAUUGCAAAAAAACAAACAAAGGAACAAAUGUAGAUUUUUCCACAAAGAUUUAAGGCUGCCACCCUUAUGAUGGAGUGUGCCUGGAGGAUCCAAUCUCAUCAGCUCAUAAGCACCUGAAAUGCUUUCACAUAACCAAUAAGUAAGUCUCCAAACGCAUUGUUGUGACAAAUCAACAGCUGCUGUGAACAUCUCAAGGAGUCUGCACAUUACACAGAGCAGAGUAAGCAAGCAUAGGACACAAGAGUGAUCGCAGCAUCAAGCUGCAACAGUCAAGACCUGUAAAACUAUCUGAUGUUUUAAGGCACAAAUCAGGCUUUGUGGUCCCUUCAAAUGAGCAAACAACUAAAGUAGAUUGAUAUCCACAUUGCCAAAGUUUGCAGCAGCGACAUGGUUGUCUUCACAGACAGCACCUCACAGAGAGACCCCAAUCACCACAGGAACUCCCAUUGCAGAACAGAUGGAAACAUUUCACGUCAUCUCACUCCCUGCGGAAAGCCGCUUUAGGAGAAGGUAGCUGAACAGCAGACUCCCACCAAAACCAGCAGGCUAUUUAAAUCUCUGGUGCGUAAACCUUAGUUGUGGCAGAAGACAGUCUAUCCAACCGAAGCCUGAGGAUAGACGACACUGAGCUGAUCAAAAACGUCCUCCCCAAAACUGUUGAGUGUAUUAAACCAAUAACUUGGUUUUACGUAUAUUUUGGUUGGUGUAAAGAUAAAAAACUAAAUGCUAUUCAAACAGACUUGUACAUAAAGCACAUGAUCAUAAAAUUCAGUUAAAACCUGACUAGAAAAGGGGAAGUAUAAAGAUAACAUAGAAAUGUCAUUAUCAAAUAUCAAUACCAGUAUCGCAGCUAUGACAUAGUCACUGACGAGGAAGACAGCAGCUCAGCAGUAAUACAAAUAUUAAAGGAAUUCUCCAAACAAAAACACAGUCCAGGUAGCUAAGAGGAAGCCAAAAAGGUCUUAGACAAUGGAAUGGAGCAAAGGAAAAGGGUACUCAUCAGCAAAGCCAGGCAGCAGCAUUGGGAGAAGACCACCAUGAACAUAAUCCGUAGAGAAAUGAUCACCUGUGGGAGACCUCCAUGCAUCGUAUCCAUAGCUGGAAAAGUGUAGAUGCUUUGGUUUAGGCAACAUUUGCCACUGUGGUACUGGAGCAAGAGGGAGAGGAGAUCAUCUUCAUCUCAUCAUAUUUAUCUCAUUGGUCCCGUUAUAUAAAUAUAAAUCUAUUGUGAUGGUCGAAAGAGUACAUGCAAAUUUCCGUGCAUACUGCUGCGGGGUGUAAGCCUGUUGAGCCUUUUCGAGGUCAAAGCCUGUAUCAGACAGAACCAGGGGAAACGAAACACAUAUAAACACAGUUUACCAAACUCUCAAAGUCUCAAAUAUUGUUUUCCCCAGAAGUUGCAUGGCUUACGCUGUGUCAAACCUUUGUCUUCGAUAUUUUGGAUUGCUCGUGAGUCCUCAGCCGAAUCAUCUUAACAUGAGCACAGAGAGCCCACCGCCCUGCCCUUUCAGAAAGAGUUAAAAGAUGCUUCAGGCAUUUACAUUUCUCAGAGAAUACAUCAACUCUUACAUUUUAGAAUUUAACACAAAUAGUUGUUUUGUCAGCACUUUUAUUUUGGUGUCAUAUUGUUCCCCAAAACUAGAUUAAAUUGUGCAGUAACACAGUUGCAUUUGGAUGUUCUUUGUCAUUUAGUGAUUCUAUAAUUGAUUAAAAAAGAUAACAGAAGAUAACAGAAGAGAAACAGAGAACAGUGAAGAAAGAGAAAAGAGUCUAUUAGAACUGCAAGUUAGUGGGUUAUAUAUUGCUGCAGUCAAAUACUGCCAUAUACAUUCAGUUUUUAAGUAUUAAAAAAACACAUUUGUGGAGGCAGAUAUUUCUGAGUCAGGGUCAGAAGUGAGCGAGAAACUUAACAUUUAAGUUUUUGAAAGCGUAAAAACUCAGCAAACAUCUGUAGCCACUCAAAGGUAUAAUGCAUGUGCAAGAGCCUCCACAAGAUCUGUCAUUGCAACAACAAGAGUUUUGGAUGAGUGAGGAUACGGCAGGUCUUUACUGGUGUUCUUGAAAUACAGUAAAGAAAAUUAAGAAAAUACUUUUUCCAAAGAGCUUGUACUGGUACAAACAACAGGCUCCUCUCAUUACAAGAGGAAUGUUUGCCAUUUUCCACUGGCUUGUGUAUUCCUCUCUCCUGACAAGCUACGUUACCCUGGUCUGACAAAGAGUAUCACUGUCUGAGAUGCUUCAAUGCUUAACUUAAAGUCUGUGAGCCCUUUUUUGUCUCUCUCGUUCUCGCUGGCAUUUGAAAAAACUGGAAAAAGUAGUAAAAUCGUGGUCUGCUGAGGUUUUUUACAGAAUGUUUUGAUGUUAAUCGUUUGCUGCACUUUUGCUGAAACAUAUGCUGUGAGUGUGGUACUGUUGUGAUUUGCAAAAUCAGAUAACUAAGGAGCACAUGAAGGUUUCUGGAGCUGUCAGUGCACGCUGUUUGAAGUGUUUUGGGGGAACUGAAGUUGAUGAUUAUACAUGCAGACAUGCCUUACCAUUUAUAAAAGACUCAAAUGGAUUGCUUAUUUGGCUUUUGUUACACAUUCUUGUAUACAGAAAAUAAUACAAAGGUAAUAAUAAACAUUUUAUUAAAAAAACACUUUACUCUAGUUUUCUCUAUUGUGUCUAUAAGUGUCACCAUUUCAUCAUUGCUGUCCUGUGGAAACCAUUUACCGGUGAGAUAUCAACUGAUGUGUGGAAAAUAAAAAGCUUGGGACUUAUACAUACAUAAGAGUUGUGUUAAAUGUCAAGCAUUGUCUAAUCCAGUUAAAAGCCUUACCCAUGUUACAUUACUUCAAAGUUUAAUUUAACAAAA